This is a messenger RNA of Piliocolobus tephrosceles (Ugandan red Colobus), 1038 nucleotides long. RefSeq names its product plasminogen receptor with a C-terminal lysine (gene PLGRKT). NCBI's taxonomy places the organism in Eukaryota, Metazoa, Chordata, Mammalia, Primates, Cercopithecidae. The record is from RefSeq and is a predicted model, not a curated record. The transcript has 6 exons. Gene Ontology annotation, biological process: positive regulation of plasminogen activation. Bases 321 to 764 code for a protein of 147 amino acids. Gene Ontology annotation, cellular component: plasma membrane.
CUGGCGGACGUGCUGGCCCUUUAAAGAAGCCGAGGGCUGCGCGAAUUUGGCUGAGGCGCGUCAUCUACUGUGGCUCGGCGCCAAUCCCGACGCUGGGCGGAGUGAGGCCCGGUCCCUACCGCGGGCUAAAGGAGCCCGGGCCUGGAGGCCUCUGCACCGGUCGCCUGGUCCCGGAACCAGUGCCGCCCAGUGUGGUUCCCAUAAGGAAGCUCUUCUUCCUGCUUGGCUUCCACCUUUAACCCUUCCACCUGGGAGUAUCCUGUAACACAUUCAGACUACAAGUCCAGACCCAAGAGAGCAAGGCCCAGAAAGAGGUCAAAAUGGGGUUUAUAUUUUCAAAAUCUAUGAAUGAAAGCAUGAAAAAUCAAAAGGAGUUCAUGCUUAUGAAUGCUCGACUUCAGCUGGAAAGGCAGCUCAUCAUGCAGAGUGAAAUGAGAGAAAGACAAAUGGCUAUGCAGAUCGCGUGGUCUCGGGAAUUCCUCAAAUAUUUUGGAACUUUUUUUGGCUUUGCAGCCAUCUCUUUAACAGCUGGAGCGAUUAAAAGAAAGAAGCCAGCCUUCCUGGUCCCAAUUGUUCCAUUAAGCUUUAUCCUCACCUACCAGUAUGACUUGGGCUAUGGAACCCUUUUAGAAAGAAUGAAAGGUGAAGCUGAGGACAUACUGGAAACAGAAAAGAGUAAAUUGCAGCUGCCAAGAGGAAUGAUCACUUUUGAAAGCAUUGAAAAAGCCAGAAAGGAACAGAGUAUAUUCUUCAUAGACAAAUGAAAUCCUGUUUAGCAAUCAAAUCUCAAAGCACAGAAUUGUUGACUUAAAUCAUGGUUUUUACAAUUUUUUAAAUGCUCAAGAUUUUGAUAUUAUAGAUUUUAUUUUAAAAUAUUAAAAUGCAAGAUGAGUUUUGAGCUAUUUUAAAAUAAAAUUUAUAACAUUCAACACAAAAUCAUGGGGGUGCUCUAAAUAACAUUCAGAUUUCCUCUCUCUGUGUGCAUUACCAAUAUCUAAGUGUAAAAUUAAUAAAUUGUUUUGAAUUCCUGGAAGCAAA